UGCUUUUGAUAGCAGCAAUUGCUCCAAAAUAAAAUAAGUGCCUUAUAUCAGCAAGCUUCAAAAAUAAAUAACUAAAAAGUUUUAAGUUAUAUUAAUAACAAACUUAAAAAUAUGUCUGCAAAAAAACGCCCGUGCUCUGAAACUGCGAUGGAGGAGGAGGUUGUAAAUGGAAUUGAAGGCAAAUCAAAACAACGACCCCCCAAAAGAAAGAGAGUAAAUGACGCAGAGAUCAGAAAAGUUGCUAUUCCUGCUCAUCGAUAUACUCCUUUAAAAGAAAAUUGGUUGAACAUUUUUACACCAAUUGUCACACAUCUCAAGGUAAAUGUUAGAUGUAAUGUGAAAACAAGGAACGUGGAGAUUAAGCUGAAUGAAGAUACUCCAGAUAUUGCCAAUCUUCAAAAAGCAGCUGAUUUUGUGAAAGCAUUUAUGUAUGGUUUUGAAGUUGCGGAUGCACUAGCUUUAUUACGUUUGGAUGAUUUAUUCAUUGAAACAUUUGAUAUUAAUGAUGUCAAACCUUUGUUGAAAGGCGAUCAUUUAUCUAGAGCUAUUGGUAGAUUAGCUGGAAAAAUGGGACGAACGAAGUUCACCAUUGAAAACACCACAAAAACAAGAAUCGUUUUGGCAGAUUCUAAAAUUCAUAUUUUAGGAUCUUUCCAAAAUAUUGCAAUAGCUAGAAGAUCAAUUUGUAAUUUGAUUUUAGGAACUCCUCCAGCUAAAGUUUAUGGACAGCUUAGAAAUAUUAGUAGUAGAAUGGUAGAAAAAUUCUAAA
This is a messenger RNA of Trichogramma pretiosum, 769 nucleotides long. Its product is annotated as RNA-binding protein pno1-like. The transcript has 3 exons. The record is from RefSeq and is a predicted model, not a curated record. Lineage: Eukaryota; Metazoa; Arthropoda; Insecta; Hymenoptera; Trichogrammatidae. Gene Ontology annotation, cellular component: nucleolus. The coding region runs from base 112 to 768 and encodes 218 amino acids. Gene Ontology annotation, molecular function: RNA binding.